AGGCACAGCCGCUCGGCACAGGCUGGCAGCCGUGCCCGGACGCAGCUCCGGCGGGCAUCUGCCCCUCAGCUCGGCGUUAGCGAGCCUCGAGUUGCACAAGGAGCUGGGAAACAGAACAGGCCCCAGCGCCUCCUUCAUUCUCCCAGUGUUAUUUAAUAGUAAUUCCGAAUACGUUUAAACGUUCGCCAUACGGCUCUGCCCCGCUUUUAUAUUAACGCCUUAUGGCGUUAUUAUCCCUGAGAGAACUCUGCAGCUGAUGGCAGGAGCGCAUGAGGAGCAGGCACAGCUGCACCCAUCGCCCAGCUCCCCUCCAUAACCGCCAAGCGUUGCUUUAUCCACGAGCGCAAAGCGUUUACAAAAGCCCCGCUGCUCCUAAGGAAAACAAUCCCGAUCGCACAAAUAAACGCAUCUGCCCAGAAGGAAAAACGAGCGGCUGGCUCCAGAAAGAGACGGUUUAUUGUUAGAUUUAAAAAAGGCACGGUACAAUAUUCUCUCCCUGAAAAAAAAAAAUAGAAAUAAAAAAUUUAAAAAAAAUAAAAAUAAAUUUAAAAAAGACGACACCGCGGAGGGCAGCCCCAACAGGACCUACCGCCCAGGGCUCCGCGCACCCCCAAAAAGUGCCGUGUCCAUCGCGGCUGGCAGCGGCAGGCGCCGAGCGGGUCGGAGGAAACGGCAAAGCAAGCACCGAACGAAUCGAAUCGAAUCUAGUGGCGGCACCGAAAGCGAGGAAACGAGCGAAAAAUAAAUCCCCAGAAGGCGCAAAGCUGAGCCACGAGCUGCGAGAAGCGGCGGGAUUAGGGUGGCGGCGAGCGGCCGGGCAGACGGACGCAUCGAGCCGGGAGGGAAAAAGGGAAAAAGGAGAGAAAAAUCCUUCCCGGCGCCGCGGCCGGCAGCGAGACGGCGCGUCUCCAUUUUCCCGAGCAGGAGGAAGAACGAGUGUUUCACAGACCACAGAGCUUUAGAGAAAAGCAAAGAAACGAGGGGGGAAAAAAAGAGGGAGGAGAUUUGAAAAGAUUAUUUUUCUUUCUCCCUCACACACUCUCUCCAUCCCCUCUCCCCCUCACUCUCUCUCUCUCACACACACACUCACACACACACACUCUCCCUCCUCUCCUUUUCCAUCCCUCUCUCGAUGGCCAUCAAGGGGGCGGAAAAUAAAAAAAAAAAAAAAAGACAACAACAACAACUAAUUUUAAACCGGCUCAAUCAAUGAGUCAUUAAAAGAGAUUUUUCUUCCCUCCUCUCCUGCAUUUGCAUGGCAUCAGCAAGAAAAAAAAAAAAACCCACCCCAAACCUCUCCCCUCUCCGCAGCUAUCAGCCUGGACCUGAAACCUUAUCUCCCCCAACCUCCCCCCGCGCCUUUAUUUUAAGAAACAACUUUUCUUUUUUUUUUUUUCUUUUUUUUCUUUUUCUAAGUGCCCUCGGCAGCCGCCGCCGCCAGCCUCGCCGCAAACGGAGAGAUAUGGUUCAUUUCCAUGUGAAUCCACAUCUAUCUGCCCGAACAACAGCCGCACCACGCGUCCCUCUUCUUCCUCCCGGCCCCUCUGCUCGCUCUCUCCCGAUAUAUAUUUAUAUACAUAGCCCCAGAGCCAAUAGCUCUCUGGGCUGAAACCUAAUAUCCUGGUUUUGGCAACUCCUGGCUGUUAAUUUGCUCCUCUUUCUUUUCUGUCUGUCUGGAGAUAGAUUUCCCCCCUCUCUUUUCCCUCCCCGAAGGAAGGGAGGAAGGAGGUUGUGUGUUUUUUUUUUCCUUGAAAUUUUUAUCACAAAAUUAUAAUACACUCAAAGGGAAACUCACCGUCAUGAAAAAGCAGUGCCUUGUCAACGGGGUUUCUUCGCCAUCACAUCAGGGGCUGGCAGUGUAAGAGAGAGAGAGGGAGAGCGAGAGAGCGAGCGAGGGAGGGGGGAGCGAGAGAGGGGGAAAGAGAAAGAGAGCGCGAGGAGAGCGGAGCCGCGCCGCGCCGAGCACAGUCGCGCACGCCGCGCCGCCCGGCCCGGGCCGCCGCUCCGCUCCGCCGCCAGACAAUGCCGCACCGGCGCGGCGGCACACGCAGCCGCCGGGCGGGCAUGGUGACUGCUCCGCCGCUCGGCCCGCCGCACGGCAGGCCCUUUAAAAACUUUCGCCGGCUUUCUCCCCUCCACCCCCUCGAGAAACCCGUAGGUCUGGUAGCGUGUACGAGCCUGGGCUGCUUGCUUUCGGUUGCGAGCUGGGGGGUGUUUGAGGGAAAAGAAAACCGGGAGGGGGAAAAAAAAAAAAAAACGUUCCCCACCGAACCCAGCGUGGACGUUAAGAACUUGAGUGAUGUCCGUACUGAGUUGGUAAAACGCUGCAGCGCUGCGGGGGGGCAGGACCACCCCAAAAUGAAACGCAGGGUCACCCUGGAAAAACCAGGAUCUGACCCUGUGACGGGCUGCGGCAGUACUAAAGGUGUGCCCUUCUGUCACCGCCCGCGCUUGGAACAAAGGACGCCAGCUCCAGUAGCUUGACAAAGUUUCAGGUAACUUCCAAAUGGGAGUUUGGAGUUACAGCUCAGGCUCUGACCCCCGCUGCUACAGCUCUGCAGUCUGCUUCAGUUACAAACAUUAAUCACAUAGUUUUGUUUAAAGGUUUUUGGUUGUACAAAGCUCGCUCAACUUUAAAUAUUCACUGCAUUCAUUAAAAAUGCAAUGAGAAAAACUUUAUUCAAGCGAUCUUACAAGCCUGUGUUUUCGCUCUUUUUAACUUAAAAACAGAUUCUUAGCAUGAAGAAACGUAAGCUAAUGAUAAGAAAUCUUUUCCAAGAUCCUCAUCCUACUGGUAAUCUUAAUUCCCAGGGACUCUCAGAGAGUGCCCCCCCCCCCCCCCCUUUUUUUUUCCCCCUAAGAAAUAGAGCUUCAUUAAAAGUCCUUAGGGGAAGGAUUUGAAGAUGUAUUUAGUAACGUUCUUCUUAAAUAGCCUUAUAGCUCAAAAAAUGUGCCUUUAGUUUUUAAACAGAAUGGCACAAAAAUGGAUGUGGGCAGUGCGCUGAGUGGAACUUCUCCAAGAAACAGUUGGGCAGGGUUGGUUUUUUUUUUCUGUUAAAAGGCAUAUUAAAAUUGUUUUUAAAUUAAAAUCUGGUUAAUAUUAUUUGUAAGCAAUAGCAAUUCAUAAUAUAAUACAGGAAAUAAAGGUUAAGCCUGGUCCUAAACACAAGCUGUAGCUAAGGUGUAUCCGCAAUUCUUGCUUACUUGCAUGCCCACAGCAGAAAGACUCAGAUCACUGCGUGCGUGGGAAGGCCCAGCCCAGCACGCAUCCAGCAGGUCCUUCAUGCGGCCCAGACAAACUAUGCAGCAGCAUAGCGCUGCCUGGUGCAUCAGCCAAUACAUGAGCUGCACUUGCAAGGACUGUGAGUGGUCCACAGUAUGGGAAUCGAUACCACACGUCAAAGAGCUCAGCACCCUAACUGCUCUUACUUCUGACACGAGCAUUAGAAAAUCAGAAAGGCCAAACUUCAAGGUCCCUAACUUCAGGAAAUCUUCCAGUGGCUAAAACUGCUCUGAAUGAAAACCUACUUGGCCUCACUGACUUCAGAGAAUUUUGUGCAAGUAAGAACCUUUGAACUGGAAAGAAGCCACGACUGUUCUUCUGAUUUGGUUCACAGGAUGGAACUUAGCUUCAGAGGGACACCACUCUGAAACAGAAUAUCUGAUCAGUGUACUGCCAUCCUCCCAGUCCUGCAGAAACCACAAACAGGAAGUAAGCAAUACAAAGAAGGAGAAGGAGGAAGGAAGACAAAUGGUUUUGAAUUGAUUGCCUUGUCAUAGGGAACACGCAGAAGCCUAUGUAAAUUGCUGAAGACUAACAUAAUUUACACUUAUUUUCCCUGAGUGAUGUUUCAGAGCAGUGCUGGCAAUAACCUUACUGAGCAGGGACAGUACAAAAAUGUGUAGCUAAUAUCUACACAAUGAGACACCUGAAGCUAUAAGACUUCUCAGGAUCUACACAAGUCAGCCAGCACAAGGAUGAAAACCCUUUACAUUGCAACUGAGUGGACAAAACCGAAGCAGAACCCACGAGAGCCAUCUGUAUUCUCUGCAGAAGCAAAUCUGCAUGUAUUUCUAUAUUUGCUAUAUCUGUUCAGAAACAGUUACUAAAAAAAAAGAUAAAAGACAGGCAUUGGAUGUGACUUCAUUGGUCACAAUGAAGUAUAUACCCUUAAAGCAGAAUUAAUGUUACCUUCAAUACUAAGAAGUUUGAAAUCAGUCUUCAGCUGUACCGUACUUGCUUGCUGGUGUCCUGCAGAAUUUUCCAAGCCACAUCUGUAAAGCAGUGCUUACUGCCUUUUAUGAUGAGGUACGCAUGCUUUUUCUAAGAGGAUCACAUGAUGUUUCCGAACGGAGUCUCAUUGCCCCAGGAGCUCCCCCCUCUUCUCACUGCCUUACUGCAUUAGAACUGAAGACCCCAAUGUGUCAAAAUUCCUGUACCCCAAGGUCACCUGCCCAGAGCUGUCCUUCUCAGCCAGCCCUAUUCUCCAAAUUAUGUGCGGAGCACAUUCAGUUGCUGUCCCUCCAUAGCUUCCUCAAUGACAUUCAUUCAUUUUCUCAUUCAUUUUCAUGUAGCAGCUUCAGGAGGAGUAAGGGAAAAUACGCAUGAGAAAAAAGACCAGUGUCAAAAAGGAAUAGGAGAAAUCUGUGCAAGACAGACGUUGGCGUAGUAAUUCUUAAGUACCGCUACCAGGAACAUCAUGUGCACCCGUCACACAACAUAAUACUUGGAUAUAUUUUGACAUCAGCUGUCAAACUGUGACCAUGCUAUUUAACAACUACGGCUCGCAUAGGUGUGCAAAGACACCAAAUCACAUUUGGAGUGAGCUGAGAUACAGAGCCCUGAAAUGACAGAUUGUGUAGAAGUGAAAAGCAGGCUUUGAUACAGAGAUGAAGAAAAUAAAGGGAUACAAACCACUCCCCGUUCAUUCUCUCUUCAGGCUUCUCUGAGGUCAAAAGCCCAUUUCUCCAGCUAUGUAUCACAAGCAUUCUUAUUCUUGCGCAAUCCUACAUUAUUACCCCAAAAGAAGAUAAAAAAGAUCACGAAGCAGCAGAUUCAUGUGAAAGAAUCUAAGGGCUAAGCAUUAAAUGAAUGAAUUCCACAGUCAUCCUAAGAUUCUCACACGAAUAGCUGCUUUGUAACCUCAACGCACUGCGUCCUCUCUGAGCUAUAUUGGAUGGAAAAGAACACAAUUUACUCCAGAGCAAUCUUGCUUCCUUUUGCUGACUAUAGGUCCCAUACUACUUCAGCUCUAUUUAUGGCACUCCUUCCUCCCAUACUUCUUUAUCCCUCCAUCCCUUAACAUGGUUGUUGUGUCAGCUCAUCACCAGACACAACACUUCAACUACAUACUGCUUUUAAGAAUUACUAAUUUAGAUAAGCAUAAAUAACUCUGAGCUUGACGGCACAGAAACAAAUAGGUCAUCGUUAAAAGCUACACUCAAUAGAAAAGUAGAGGUCACAGCACUUGAAAAGUGGGGCACUCAAAUACAGUAGGAACACAGAAUUUAACUUGGAAUAGAAGAACAACAUGCUACAUUAAAAAAAAAAACAGUUCUUAACCAUAUAAACUGCCAAAUUUUGAAUAGUUACCACCAACAUUUAGAUGACCCACCAAUAAAAUUUUCCUAAAGAUUUCAAAUUUCAGGCUGACAUGCCUUACACAAAACAUUACCUACAAAAUGAAGGUCAUAGUUGCAUAAGGUAACGUACAAAAGCUGUACAAGACCAGUAUCAGUUAUCAAUGCAGGACUAUCUAACCAAUACUUAUCUUGAGGGGUGACUGGUUAGAAUGUGGGUAGUAAGAGGAGGUAACUGAGAAAAAGAGAUUCACACCUCUACCAGGGGAAAGGCAGGUUAGGUUUAUGCAACCGGAGGUUGUGUAAAGGCCAACAGGGCUGUUCUGUGAUGGAUGUAAGAUGAGGUUCUGGGGAGUUUUGCCUCCAUGAGAGGCAGAUUCAUAGUAUGAAAAUUGAUCAAUAGAAACAAAAGUGCGGUGAUUGGACCACUCAUUUAAACAAAUUACACAGGAAUAUUACUACUAGCACAGAUAAAGAAUAACUUUAUCAUGCUUGAGGUUAUUUAAAUGGAGUCUCAUAUUCCUCAGUUUAGACUACCGUAAAAUGGAUAAUUGAGUCUGAAAGAUUAAUAACUCUCACUCCCGAGUUAAAAUAACCUUAAGAGAUUCAGCUACUGGAUUGCACUGAGGAAAAACACCCCUGAAGAGAUAGAGCUUUACAACAGUAUCUGGAGAAAUAUCCAACAGUGCCAAAAUUUACAGAAGAAAUUUAGACUACAGAACAAUGGCAGAAAAUUGGGAGCUGUUCAUAGUUGGUUUCGAAUAGACAAAUGGGAAAACAACAGGUAAAUAUGGAUAAAAAAUACAUGAAAAUGUAUUUACAAGCUGACACAAGAUUAAAAAAAUAGUACCAAUUAAAAAUAGCAGUAAGGCAAAGAAGCUAACAAAAGGGCCAUUCCUAAUAGAACUGAAUUGUUGUGGGUGAUUUAAGAACAAAUAAAUACGUUAAUUAGUAGAUGUUAAUAGAAGGAACUCAGGCAAAACAAAAAGCAAACAAUCAAAACAUAGGCCUAAAACGUAAAACUACAGGGAUCACAGAAACAUCGUAGAAUACUGCGUCACUCCAUAUUUGUGUUCAGGAAUAAAACAGAAACGUGCUGAACUAUCCUUGUACAAGGCAGAAUAGAAGAACAGAAGGGACAUUAUGAAUAAAGUGCCAUCUAAGACACAACAUCUGAGAAAGAACGAUUUUACUUGGAUAUUUCUGGGACCCUACUAGAAACCAACAGUAUGAGAUUUAGAUAUGAACAAAGACUGCUGUAAUGUAAUAAUAUUAUCACUAAAAGGCACAUCAACAUGAAUGGAGUUUAUUUCCUCAGAUUUAGACUGAAGGUCAAAUUCCAGUAGCAGGAGGAAGUAGUCUUUCAAAAUGAUAACUGACAGAUUUUUUUUUCAUAAGAUGAAUAAAAAGCAAAAAUCAUAAAAGUUUACAUUUGUUAAUUAAUGAAUAUACCAUAGGAAGCCUAACAGAAAGUCAGUGCACUUGGAUAAAAUGAUUUCAAGUACAUUCAAUUGAGGAUAUUUGGAAAGAGAAAUGGAGUAGGUUUUUAACUAAGAUUCACAAUUCCGAACUUAAAAACUUUGGUAUACUGUUGAAUCUCGGUGGUUCAUUGAGCUGGCUAGUCCAGUAACUGAACAUAGUUUUCUAAAACGCCUUAAAAUGUCUAAAAUUUAAAAAGAUAUGGCACAGUUCCUACGGGUAAUGACUAGGAAAGGCGCCCUCCUAGAUUUCUUGCUUGUAAACAGAGACAAUCUUGUAGGAGAAGUGGCAACUGGUGGCCGCCUCGGUCAUAGUAACCAGGUCAGCUUUUAAGCACCACCUGUUAAGAGCACAAAAACAGGUAAUUUCUAAAUGUUGGAAGAUAUGCAAGUGGGGCAGAAAGUUGGCUUGUCUGAGCAAGGAUCUUCUGGAGCUUGGGAUGAAAAAGAAAAUGCAUGGCCCUGGAAAUGAAUUCAGGCAAUGUGAAAGAACUACAGAGAUGCUGUUCAUCACUGCAGGGAGAAAAUUUGCGUUGCCAAAGCUCAGUUAAGAGUUGAAGGUGGCCAGGAAUGUAAGGAACAACAAAAAGGGCAUUUUCAGAUACAUUAAGAUUAAGGCACAUUCAGGUACAUAAGUGCUCUGUUUCUUGAUGAGGAUGGUCACCUCACAAACAGGAGCACAGACAAAGCAGAGAUAAUUAAUACUGCCUUUGCGUGUCUUCAGCACUGAUCUGGAACCCUCAGAGCCCUCAGCUGGAAGACUGCAACUGCAGUAAUGAUAAACUCCCAGCCAGGCCUGAAUUUGUGCAGGAUUUGCUACUCUAGCUGUGUGUAUAUAUGGGGCACAAAGGGAUUCAUCCUAUAGUAUUCCAAGAACCGGCUGGUGAAAUUUCAAGACCUUUCUCAAUUAUUUUUCAAUGGUUUGGGGAAUCUGGAGAGGCCCAAGUUGACUGGAAGCUGGCAAACAUUGUCGCAGUUUUCAAGAGCAAGAAGGAAGAUCUUAGUAAUUACAGGCCUAUCAGUCUCACUUCAGUGCUUGGCAAAAUCAUGGAAAAGGUUAUUCUGGGCAUUAAUGAAAAACACCUGAAAGACAGUGCAGUCAUGGUCAACACAAGUACACAAGGAAGGGUCCUACUUAACAAAAUUAAUCUCCCUUUAUGACAAGGUCACCCACUUUGUUGACCAAGGGAAGCCAGUGGAUGUAAUGUUCUUGAAUUUCAGCAAAACUUUCAAUACUGUUUCUCACAUUAUCCUUCUGUGAUUCUGACUCUACUGGACAAAAUGAGACAGCAUCUGCAAUUUACAUACUUUGGUCUUCAGAAUUUAACUUAGGCCGAUUAGCAAGUUGGGGUCCUAAAUAUCAAUUAGAUGCUAUACUUAGACUAAACCUAAGUACACUUCUUGAGCUUUUGUAUUAAGUGUAUUUGGGCCUUGUUUUAUUAAUCUUUCAGUGUCUCUUGUCAUAAUGUGUUAUGCUUUGAAGUCCAUCGUGGCUGUUGGAGGAUAACUCAUUUUUGUAGAAAUGAUUUUGUUUCUCCACCUCUGGCACUGGGAAUACCAGACUCUCUGAAGUGACCAGCUCAGACUUGUUUCAAAACAAGCGCACCUUGACUGGUCAGAAUAUAAUUAGUAUCUUACAUGUUCCCAAGGAUUAUAUUUCAAAGCUUUCGCAUUACUCACUGCAAUUAAGAUGCACCAAGUUUUACAGUUGUUGUUCUAACUCUCUAAUUAGUGAUCUUAAAAAUACACAUAUUUUACAUUGUCUUGCUUUUCCAUAUGGCCAAAUAUUUAAAGAAUAUCAUUUCAGACCAAAUAAAAGCUUUUUUAAAAGCGGUCAGUGUACCAGCCAUGAUAAAGGACUGUGUAAAUUUUUUCAAGAGAACACAAAGAGGUACAGAGGCUUGACAGCCCCUUUUACUGAAGCCCCAGCCCACCAUGAAAAAUGUACAGUCAACAGUAUCUUCAAUUAAUCAUAAUAUAGCUUACACCUUUCUUUAAAGCCUGAUGACAGUGCCAGAAGAGUUAGAAAAGAUCUUACUAAAACUGGCAGUAGCAUACUAUGGUUGAGCAAGUCACGGAAGCACCUACUUUGCAGCCAGAAGUAAUUACAUUCACCUGCUAAUCUCUUCUGGAGAAGUUCAAUCUAACAGGCAUUCAGAGAUCGUAUCUAUCAGAUAAGAACUCCUUGCAAGAGACAGAGGCUGCUGCCUUUCUUGAAAACACAGCUAAAGGAUGAAACAGCACUUUCUGUGUUUUAUGUUGCAAUGUAUGUGUAUUAAACCCUUUGAAAUAACAAAUGUCAGUGUUGGAGGUAUGUAGUGAUGAUAAGGACUCACUGUGUUUGCACCUUCUCAGAGGAAGGAAGCAGACCUAUAUCUCAAGACCACAACUAUGAAGUUGUUAACUUUCACAAGCUCAGGAACCUCAAGAUUAAGAAUCCAUUGCAUGUAUUCUUAACAGACACUCAGUUGCUCCUGUUGGUCUUGUGUUUAUUUACCUCUCUUAUUAAAAUAAUGCUCAAAUGAGACAGGAUCUUGAACCUUCCCUCUAACUAUGCAGUACACUUCAUUUCAAGAAGACCAUGAGUUAAUUCUGUUGAGUCAAUAGAAAUCAGCAUGAAUUAGUUUUAAUCAGUACAAUAUUUCCAGGUAGGUAGCAUCCGAGGGCAAUAACCAUGAGAUACGCAUUUAAGCCGAGAAGCAUGAGUUCUAUAGCUCAUUUUUUGGAGUUCCACAGCACUAGAUCCAAUUAAGCACAUGCAACCUGCAACUUCACCUAAGACAAAUAGCAGUAUACAAUCCAAGCAACAGGAAAAGAUAUUACUGAAGUGAGUAUUAUCUACUUUCAAAGCAAAGAGGAACUAAAGAAUGUCAAGAAAAAAAAUGAAAGGGAUGAAUUAUGAUGUAGGCAGAACUGCAAGACUCUCUAGCAGCUGGAGUGCUUGCUGCAGUUUACCAACAAGCAGCAGCUAUAAGGCAGGUAUUUUGUUCAGGUGGUUACUGCUUGGGAAAUUGUAAAUCCUCUGUUUUCUAUGGAUUAUAUUGGAGCACAUUCAACAGCCUUAAAACAUCAACAUUAAAACAUCAGUGUUGCUUCCAACUAAGUCAGGAAAAAAAUUGACAGUCUUUGCAUUACCACAGAUAAAUAAAUAUAUAUAUAUAUAUAAUAUGAAUUAUACCAAAACCUCAAAUUGUAAAUAUGGAAAGUAAUUUUGGAGUAUCAAGAUAAGAUGGUUGAAAGAAUUUUACUACUCCCUUUUUAAUUUUUCAUUAUGGUCAUAAACUCCACCUCAUUGUAUCUGGGGUUAUUGUACUUGUAACCCAAAAGCCAUUUUUAGCAAUGUGAAAAGAUUCCAGUCUCUCCCAGAAGCUCCUAUUCACAAGUACAUCUGGGCCUCGUUAAUUUAAAGCUUCAAUCACCUCAGGAAAAAAAAUAAAUCAGCUCAGCAUACCUAACUUUGAGUGCUUGAAUAUAAUAAAAAAUAAUCAUCGUUAUAUCACAGCAUAUAGACUUAUUUUAUUUUUGAAUGGUCUAUAUUAGCAUUUGCUUAUAAUCUUUUAUAUAAGAAAUAUAAAGCACAGCAGGUCAUCCAUCUGGUCACACCUGUUUAAGAAUAAUAGUAGUGUUUGCACAUACUGAAAAAAACAGAAGCCCACGUUCCUGUGAGUAGCUUCACGUAUGGGAUAAGAAAUUGCAUCACAGCUCCUACCAGUAUUAUCUACAAUGGUGGGAGCAAGAAAGGCCUGUUAUGAAACUUACACACCUUUCUUACGAAAAAAGACAGAAAGAUUAUUUCCUUCUAACAGCGAAACAAUUGCACAUUGACAUGACUGCAGGUACUACAGGAAUAGAUCUGACUAUUAGCAAAAGUACUGAAGACUUAAUAACUGUAUUAUUGAAUACGCUGGUAGAAACAAAUCAAAUGAGAAUGCUUCAGGAUUUCCUUCUUGUUUUCAUGACUGACCAUUCUCCUUUUCUACAACAUAAGAGCUUUUUAAGAUUUUAAACCUCAUUCUUCAGAAACAAAGUUCUGGACACAUUAUUAUUGCAGCAUUGACGCAGUUAGGUGCUAUGACGCAUUAAACACUGUGUUACCCACCCACAUUCCAACAGAAUAGACCGUCUCUAGUUCAUCGUGCAUCCAUUACAAGAGAGCAAUACAAAUACCUUGCAGACUCCACCAACCUGCUCCAAAGUGCUGCUGUCUGGACUGGUGCUUGCUGUCCAGCAAAGUGCUGGACAAUCAUGGAACCAUUAGGGUUGGGAAAGACCACUAAGAUCAUCUGGUCCAUCCACCAACCCACCCCCACCAUGCCCACCGACCACAUCCCUCAGUGCCACAUCGCCACCUCUCUUGAGCACCUCCAGGGAUGGUGACUCCAUCACCUCCUUAAGCAGUCUGUUCCAGUGCCUCACUGCUAUGUCUGAGAAGAAACUUCCUAAUGGCCAAACAGAACCUUCCCUGGAGCAACUUGAGGCCAUUCCCUCUCAUCCUAUUACAGUUACCUGGGAGAAGAGGCCAACUCCCACCUCACCACUUGCUUUCAGGCAGUUGUUGAGAGCAAUGAGAUCUGCCCGGAGCCUCCACUUCUCCAGACUGAACAGUCCUAAUUCCUGCACGUGCUCUCCAUAAGCCUUGUGUUCUAGACCCUUCAAAGCUUUGGUGCCCUGCUCUGGACACACUCCAGAGCCCUCAACCCUUGGCAUCCCUUGAUUUCUCAUUGUAGCAAGAAGAAAAAAAAGAAAGAAUAUUCUGUAUUUUAGCACAAGUUCUAACAGCACAGUUGGAACAUCCACUCCGGGUUCAUUAUGCUUUGGUAUGAACGGAUAGUUCAGGUUGCAUAUUAUUUUAUUGUAGGCAGUUUUGAAAUGCAAGGGGAAGGCAUGUGAUCACUGCAGGCCUGGAGAGGGGUUGCACUUACAUACACGUGUGAACACCGAGCACGUGUUCACUUUCUGUGUAGAAAUUACCGUUCCCUGAAGCAGAGACAGAGCUGCUCUCAAAGAGCUCAGGAGAAUGACGACGGUCACCGCUGUGCUCCACAGCCAGACGCGCUGCCAGUCCUCGCUGCACACCUACCUAAGGCACCUCUCACAGAACUGGCACACGCACACACAGCCCUCCUGGCCACCGCCGCAUCCCUGCAGAGGUAUCCGCGGACCUCUCACACAGCUCCGCUGCAAGGACGCAGCAACCCACGGGCACCGCUCUCGCAGUCCCUCAGCCCCGAGCGCCCUCCAGGAACAAAGCGCUGCGCACACACCACGGGCGGAGCGCGGCAGCCGCUCGGCAUCGCAUCCGCCGUGCCGCCGACAGCUUCUCCGCGGCCACUUCGCUGCGGGAGGGAAGGCCGCGGGGAAGCGUACAAAGCACCGCAACCGCAGCCUCCCGAAGCCAUCACACGAAGCAGCAGGCGGGCCCGCACCCCGAGCCCGGGUCCCUCCGGAAAGCGCUCCGGCCCAAAGCACGCACUCGAGACGGCGGCUGCCCUCCCCCCGCCUCCCCCCGCAGAGCCACACGGGUCUCUGCCGCCUACGGGAAAGGCUUCGAGCGCCCCGAGGGCCGAGCGCGCGGCCGGCAGUGGGGAGGAGCAGACACUGCCGCGCGUGCGGCGGCAGGAGGAGAGCGGGCAGCGGCACCCGCCGCCCGUUUGGGAAGCCGAGGCCGCACCCCGCGGCGCCUGGCGCCGGCACUCACCCCAUCCCGCCGCGCGGCGCCGCCCCUUUAAACCCGCGCAGGCCACGCCCCUCCCGCCGGCCGCCGCGCCGCGGGCGGGACGGAGCGCAAAGAUGGAGGCGACGGGAGAGGAGCGGAGGGCGCCGGCCGCCUUCGUGGCGGCCCUGGGGCCCGAGACCGGCGGUACCGCGGCCGCGGCGCUGCCCGAGCGGCUGCAGCGGCGGGAGGCGGAGCGGCAGCGCGGCGUGGCGCGGCAGCGGGAGCUGAAGGAGGCGCAGGCGGUGCGGGAGGAGGGCAGCGAGUUCUUCGCCGCCGCCUUCGGGCGGGAGCGAGAGGCGGUGGAGGCGCUGCUGGCGGCGGGGCGACCCGAGGAGGCGGCGGCGCGGCUGCAGGGGCUGCAGAAGCUGCUGACCGAGAGCGUGCGCUUCCUGGCGCCCUACGAGGUGCGGCAGGGCCAGGAGGCCGUGUCCCGACUGCAGGCCGACCUGGCGGCCCGGCGGCAACAGCUGCAGCCCAAGAAGAAGUUCGCCUUCCGCAAUCUGAAGAAGGAAGCGGCCCCGGGCGCCGAGCCGCGCCCCGCCGAGCCCGAGGAGCGCGCCGAGCCGCCGGCCCCGGGCAGCGCCGAGGGGGAGUCGGGCGGGCCUCCGCUGUGCGGCUUCAGCCGCGCCGAGGGCCGGGAGCUGGAGCUGGGCCCGGCCGAGCUGCUGCAGCACGACGUGGUGCUGGAGGAGCUGCGCGGCUGCCAGGUGCGGCUCCGCGGCAACCCCAACACGCUGCGGGUGCGCGAGUGCCGCGGCUGCACCGUGCUGUGCGGGCCCGUCUCCACCUCCGUGCUGGUGGACGGCUGCAGCGAGUGCCAGCUGGUGGUGGCCUGCCAGCAGCUCCGCACGCACCGCACCCGCGGCAGCCGCUUCUACGUGCAGGUGACCAGCAGGGCCGUCAUCGAGGACUGCAGCGAGGUGUCCUUCGCGCCCUACACGUGGAGCUACCCGGGCAUCGAGGCGGACUUCGAGUCUUCCGGGCUGGAUAGAAACAGCAACAACUGGAACCUGGUGGAUGACUUCGACUGGCUGGCGAGCGACAGGCCCUCGCCCAACUGGAGCCUCAUCCCGGAGGAGGAGCGCGUCAGCUGCUGGGACUGACAGCGAGCGAUGGAGCCUGCCGGCGACGUGCUGACCCGCGGGCGGGAGGGCUUCACCCCUGCGUGCCGUAAAAUGAUUGCAGGUGGUGCUUCGGUGGGGAGUUACAGCCCGUGGCUGGCUGCUCUCCUUGAAAAACGCUGCUCGGAUGUAGUUCACUAUUACUAAAUUUGUUGCUGUAAUCUGUAUGUGUCACUGUGGGGUUGGCCAACUGCUGCAGUACCUCGUUGCUGAAUUUCUUUAAUUAAGAUGGGGCUGGGGAUGCCCGUGUUCACGUGGCAGCAAUCCUUGACUGAAGCUGCUGUGCUCCUGUCGCUCAGCCAGGCAGAAUCCGAGCUCCCCGCUAGUGCAAGCUGUAGUCAACUGAAAAGAGGGAAUGCCAAAUCUGUCCCAUUUCUGUGAUGAUGCAAUUACAGACUGCUGUUACGGAUAUGGGGGAGGGGAGUGGUUCGGUGAAGCAGCAAACAGAAGUUUAAAGAGGGAGUUUGUGCAUGCAUACUGUAUGUCAAACAGAGGUGAAUCCUGGGCCGCAGUGCAUCUGGGACCCAGGUUCUGCUGUGUGGGUGACAGCUGUUAGUCAGAUUUCUAUUUCAAGAAAAAAAAAGGUAAAUGAAAAUGUAGUGCUCUCCUACUGUAUUAAUGAAUGAAAUGAAGAAACCUCUAGAAGGUAGAUAAAUACUAAAAAGUAACAGUCUCAAAAUAUGUGAGAGGAAUCUGCUUCUGUAAACAGCAUGAACCUGAAUAAGAUUAGACUUGAGUGUACCUCUCAGGGCACACGUUGUAUGCUGACAGACAUCACAGGUUUCAGGGCAGUGGUGUUCAGGCAUGUCCCAGUGGUUGGUUUUUCUGCCUGCAGCCACUGAGCUUUGCUGUGAUCGUAGCUCACAGCACUGCCACUGCCUAUCGUGUGCAGUGCUGACAGAGGGACUUCAUAAAAUGUGGCAACAGAGCACAGUAUUUGGGUUCCAGAAGAGCAUCUUGCAUAAAGGCCCUUGGUGCAGUUACUUCUCAAGUCCCAUUUAUUCACUCUUGUUCAAUACCAGAAAAAAAUAACGUUAUCGUGGGGGUCUCUUUUUAUAAUGACCCGUUAAUGGUGCAGUGAGCAGUGUGCAAAACCAGCCCCUUCCUUAAGAGGGAAAUCAUUACCUUGCCUAAGCAGCAGCUCAAAAGUUGUAUUUAAGAACUUUGCCAAGUAUUUAUGCUGCCCUGUCAUUGUAUGUGCCUCUAACAGAAAAAGAAUACUGAUUAAUCCAUCAAAACUGCAUCAUUGCUGUGAGGAGUAUUUUGAGUUCUUAACUGCUUUAGAGCAACAGAGAAACCUAACCUGUUUUUUCAGCACAUUUAAUUUAAAAGGGGAUGAAAAAAGGGGUGUUUUUUUUUAUACGUAUUUUCACAACUUCACAGUUUUGUUUACUUCUGUUGAUGUACACUUUUUUUAAAUGAACUGGAUUUUGCAUUUCA
Molecule: messenger RNA, 15335 nt
Organism: Gallus gallus (chicken)
Lineage: Eukaryota; Metazoa; Chordata; Aves; Galliformes; Phasianidae
Gene: TBCC
Product: tubulin folding cofactor C
Exons: 1
Coding region: 12849-13877 (342 amino acids)
Biological process (GO): post-chaperonin tubulin folding pathway; tubulin complex assembly
Cellular component (GO): cytoplasm
Molecular function (GO): tubulin binding
Source: RefSeq, a predicted model, not a curated record